Messenger RNA from Orbicella faveolata, 966 nucleotides. RefSeq lists its product as uncharacterized. Lineage: Eukaryota; Metazoa; Cnidaria; Anthozoa; Scleractinia; Merulinidae. The record is from RefSeq and is a predicted model, not a curated record.
UUCAGCAUGUUAGAGUGGUAACGAUGGUAAACGAUGAACCUCAAAAUAUCAUUUCCUGAGAUUUUAGAGCCAUUAGACGUUGAAAACACUAAAAAAGACAAUUGUGACCCAAGGGGGCUUAUUCAGUAUCUUGUUCAAUAUUAAUUUAAUGAGCAGGUUGUUUAUGGAUGCCAGUAGUCCUUUACCCCUCCUCCAUUGUUUUCAGAACCUGUUCGUGACUUAAAUACCCAUCAUGGCGGCUUUACCUCUUGUGGGUUCUUCGAAAAUUUCGCUCCUGGCUGUUUACUGUUUUGUUAUUGUCGCCACGAGAAACAUAUCAUCGAUUAAAUGUUCCCCAGUUCCACAAGAUUCUGGAGAGUUUCAAAAACCACACUUCCAGGUGGAACACAAGGCCGGUGUUCUGACAAUCAUGGCCACAAAAGAUAAAGCUGAUGUUGAUGUUAAGUCCGACACGAUUCGUUUGCUGGUCAAACCAGGAGAUAAACAAGUUCCCGUUGCUAAAGUACCCGAAGUCAAGACAGUUCACGUGGAAUCAAAUUUACCACAGAUUCACGCCCUGUGACUCUAUGAAAGGAAAUGCUGAACAUGACUUAAAGGUCAAGUGAGCUCAAACAUAACCCAACCACCGAAUCUACUAUCUCUAUUAUCUCUACUAUCUCCUCUGUUGGGAAGUAUUUCACUCUGAACAAACACUCACAGGGUACUGCUAAGUACUUGCCUGGAUUUCAAUGCCAAGCUUGUGUUUGUAAGACUUUUCUCUGCAAAAUCCGAAUUAGUUGUCAGUUAUUUAGUUUUUCCGGUUCUCCUACAAGAGUUAACGGACAAAGGCUUAUUGUAAUACCAUUGAAAUUCGUCUUUUCGUCAUGGAGACUUAAGAGAAAGGAAAUGGCCGCGUGAAAACUGGUAGCCCGAAAGGUGCUGGUUGUACAGAUGUUCCACCCAGCCAAUUGCUUCUUGUCAGGUCUU